Alternaria arborescens is the source of this 1248-nucleotide messenger RNA. RefSeq lists its product as hypothetical. Gene Ontology annotation, cellular component: nucleus. The record is from RefSeq and is a predicted model, not a curated record. Gene Ontology annotation, biological process: DNA-templated transcription. Lineage: Eukaryota; Fungi; Ascomycota; Dothideomycetes; Pleosporales; Pleosporaceae. Gene Ontology annotation, molecular function: zinc ion binding; DNA binding. The coding region runs from base 1 to 1248 and encodes 415 amino acids. The transcript has 3 exons.
AUGGCUUACUUACUCAAGCUGCACAAAGAGAACAGCCAGCUGCCAUUUGUUGAACAGGAAUCUCGACGGAGGCUCCUGUGGUGCAUGUUUGCAUUGGAUCGACUCCAUGCUGGUGGUGUUCCGGAAUACAUCCUUCUGCCCGCGACCUCAGUACAUGUACAACUUCCGUGCCCAGAACACUUUUUUCAAAUCGACACUCCUGUCGCGACACCACACAUCCAUGAAACCCAAGCGGACAACUCCAAGCUUACACCCGCGGCGUUUUUGCUGCGUAUCUUCAACGCCCGCAACCAUGUACUCCAGUAUACGAAACAACUCCUGGACGCUUCGCUUAGCCCGGAGACUUCUCUAGCACAGUUCCAAAUGCUUGAAGGAGAGCUUAGGGAGAUACACGAGUCUUUGCCCGCAGAGCUUGUGUUCAGCACACGUGCCUAUCAACUUCGGACGUUCUCUCCCGAGCGCACGACUUUUACUAUUUUACAUCUUUACUUCCACCACUGUCAUUGCGAACUUUAUCGGUUGCUCAAUCCAGGAUACCGCGAGGCUCUUCCGCAAUCGGUCAUCUACUCCAGUUCACCCGAACUCGUUGCAUACGCGCAGUCGAAAUGCCUCGAGCACGCAAUCUCCAUAGGCGAGAUCGUUGCAUCAACCUACGGUCUGGUGGAGAUCAGUCCUUAUGUCAGCGAUACAUCUUGCUUCGUUAUCUUGUAUCAGGCCUCAUGUGCUAUACUCUACGCAUGCCACCGUGACAGUCCUGCUUAUGUCAUGAAAGCCGAAACCGCACGGCGAUACCUAGUCGCAUUCAUCGCGACGUUGCAAAGUCUACUCUCUUACUUCCCAAGGUAUGCUAUAUACGUCAAGGACAUCCGUAAUAUGCUUCGUAGCAUUGACGAGCCGAAUGCACCGCUCCCAGCUCAGAAGGCGUCAAAUGAGGUGGACUUCCGCGCACGUAUAGUACCUAGCGAAGAGAAUUCGGAUGAGGACAAUUUGGUCAGCGAGAUUGCGGGCUAUACUUCUAAUGUCAGAGACAAUACAGCGCAUUCUACGUCUCAGACCGCUGAGGUGCCCGUUGGACCACUAUCAGAACUCGGGGAAAUGUCGCUUCAUACACCAUCCACCCUGGAAGGACAGGAUCAUUUGUUCGCUGAUUUGGAGACAUCUCAGUACAACAUGGAGCUUACAAUGGAUCUUGAUCAGGGCUUGCUGUGGGAUUGGGCAGAUGCUUUGGGAUCAGGCUUCAGCAUAUGA